CCGACCUCCACCUCCACCUGAAGACGAAAAGAAAAGCCAAGAGCCCCACUCGUCCUACUCUUGACAUUGACCAUCCAACAUGGUGCGAACUAUCAAGCUCAACGAUGGGACUUCGAUCCCUGCCCUGGGCUGGGGCAACAUGGGAGGCUCUGCGAAAGCCAUAAACGCCGGCGCGGCUGCCGUGAAGGCUGGGAUAGUCCACAUUGACAGUGCACAGAUCUAUGGCACUGAGCGAGAGGUCAUUCAGGCAAUUGAAAAGGCUGGACACAAGCGUGAUGAUAUCUAUGUCACCACGAAGAUUUUCAGUUUCAACAAAAACCCCAUUUCUGCCGAUGACAUUCGGGCCUCUGUCCAAGGUUCUCUGGACCGCCUCGGCUUCGUCCCAAACUUGGUGCUUAUUCACAACCCAUUCAUUCCGACCAAAGCCGGCAUGUCGUUAGGCGAGUUCUGGGGCCAUCUUGAAGCUCUGGUCGAGGACGGUACCCUCAAGGGGUGCUCCAUCGGUCUUUCCAACUUCAGACCCGUAGACAUUGAGGAGAUUGUCAAGGUGGCCAAGAUCAAGCCAGUGGUCAAUCAAAUCGAGUGCCAUCCAUAUGUCUUGGCCCAUAUUCAACCCGUCUUGGACAUCCAGACCAAACACGGAAUUGUGACCCAGUCCUACGCCGCGUUGACACCUGUCCACUCGCAUCCUACAGGAGGGCCUCUGAAGCCAAUCCUCACCAAGCUUGCCGAAAAGCUCAGCAAGGAGAGCGGCGUGGAGAUUGACGCUGCUGGUGUUCUCAUUCUCUGGACGGUCUGCAAAGGGUUCGUGUGUGUCACGAGCUCGGGCAACGAGGAGAGGAUUCGCAACAUGGCCGCGACGGAAAAAGUCAGGGAUCUAACCAAGGAAGAGAUUGAGGAGAUUGAUCGGGUCGGCCAGAAGGUUCACUUCAGGCAAUGGGAUGAGCACAUGACGACAGACUUUCCCGACCCCAAGCUGCCAUCAGACGCGUAGCCAUGCAUCAUCAUAAGGCAAUUACAUACACAAUGCAAGCACUCAUACCGAUCCCUCACUUCCC
Molecule: messenger RNA, 1058 nt
Organism: Kockovaella imperatae
Lineage: Eukaryota; Fungi; Basidiomycota; Tremellomycetes; Tremellales; Cuniculitremaceae
Product: NADP-dependent oxidoreductase domain-containing protein
Exons: 6
Coding region: 80-994 (304 amino acids)
Molecular function (GO): oxidoreductase activity
Source: RefSeq, a predicted model, not a curated record